AUGCCACUCCCCAAUAAAAUGACCCCGACACCUCCUUCUACAAACCCGUCGAGUGCUGGCCACUCGCCAGAUUAUAGAAUCAUUCGCAAACGAAACCGGGUACCUCUGUCAUGUGGGCCUUGUCGGCACAGGAAACUGAAAUGCAAUCGUUCAAACCCCUGCGAAAACUGUAUCAAACGAGGCGACGCCGCCUCAUGUAACUAUGCGCAAGCCAACUCACGCAAGAAGAACUCGGCCCAGCAGUCGUCUAAUACCCCUGAUGAUAUGCAGAAUCGCAUCGAUCGGUUAGAAGGCUUGGUUCUGUCCUUGAUGACAAAUGGGUCUCAAUCUGCUGGUCCGGCUGCUGCCAUGGCAGCCCUCUCGGAGGAGAGCAGUGCGGGAUCAACUCGGUUUUCCCAUGAGCACGAGAUGGAGGAAGAGGGCAUGGAGGGUGCUGAUGAGAGUGAUACAGAUCAAGUGACCAAGUCAUUUGGUAUCAUGAAAAUGGAUAAUAACAAAUCCUACUACAUCAGUGAUGCUCAUUGGGCUUCUGUCUUGAAUGAUAUCUCUGAAGUGCGAAGUUUCUUCACAACACACAAGAAGCAGCUCGACGAGCAGCUACUGAAAGUAAAAGCAGCUCAGCCGGAUCAUGAUGUACCAGGCUCGACUUUGUUGUUUGGUGCAAGCAAGCCGAUGAGCCGUGCCGAGAUCAUGACUGGCUUGCCAUCUAAGUAUACAACUGAUAUCCUCGUAGCUCGCUACUUCAAUUUCCGUGACCCGGCAACCGGUAUUCUUCAUAGCCCCUCAUUCCAAGCACAGUACAAUAAACACUGGGAAGAUCCUGCCAAAACAGAACUUGUGUGGAUUGCCAUGCUCUUCGGAAUGAUGAGAUUAGCAAUGCUAUCUUACCAUCAAGAAAAUGACGAGCCGCCUGAAUUCCGAGGCAAGUCCAUCGAUAUGGCAGGGGGAUUCCGAAAUCAUGUAGCACAGUGUUUAACAUUGGCGGAUUACACAAAACCUCACCCAUUUUUGAUUGAAGCGCUCAUAUUCCACUUGAUGGCCGACUUCUCUCAGGCUCGAGAGGCGGACGUCUCGAUCUGGGUCAUGACGGGCGUCAUUGCCCGCUUGGCAAUGCGCUCAGGAUAUCACCGUGACUCUAAAAUGUUCUCAAACAUCACACCUUUCCAGGGUGAAAUGCGACGGCGAGUGUGGACUUUUGUGCGCCAAGCCGAUCUUCUGUUCUCAUUCCAGGUCGGCUUGCCGAGUAUGAUCCGCUCUACAGAUAGCGAUACUGAGCUACCAUGCAAUUUGUACGAUGAAGAUUUCGACGAAGACUGCAAGGAGCUCCCGCUACCUCGUCCAUUGAGUGAACCAACCACGAUAUCAUAUUUGAUUACCAAGGGACGCCUGACGUAUGCCUUCGGUCGUGUGAACGAACAGAACUCUGCUAUCUCGUCAGCCCCGUACGAGAAGGUCAUGGAAACUGACGCGGAACUUCGAGAAGCGAGGGACUUGAUUCCUGACCACCUGCGCAUUCGGCCUAUGGAUCAGUGCCAGUCAGAUUCUGCGAGUCUCAUCAUGUCGCGAUUUUCUAUAAUGUCUAUAUACAACAAAGCUCAAUGCGUGCUUCAUCGCCCAUACCUUGUUCGCGCUCGAGAGAAUCCUAGGUUUGUCUAUUCUCGAAGGACAUGCAUCGACUCGGCAAUGGAGUUAUUGCAUACCCAGGCGCUCAUGCACGAGGAAUCACGCAAUGGACGUCUAAGAAGUCGUGGGACUCGAAUCAGUUCCCUCACUUCAGCCGAUUUCUUACUCGCAGCCACCAUUGUCAGUCUCGACUUGUACCAUGGUCUGUCACUUCAGGUGAGUGGACGACCAUCCGGUGACACCUACACCUGGGGUCGAGAGCGGCGCGACGAAAUGAUCGCUGCAAUCCAACUCUCGAAAGAGAUCUGGGAUGAGUCGCGCGAUGAGAACAUGGAGGCCUGGAAGGGAUCCAGCGUCCUCGGGGUGAUGCUCAGCAAGUUGCGCAUGACGGUCCCAAGCCUUGAAAAUAGCGCUGGAGCUGCUCCAUUCGAGCCACAAGACGAGAAGCAAAAUGCGGCCAUGACUCUCGGUUUACUGAGUAGCGGGAUGAGUCCGCUGAACCCGGGCCCGCCGUCAUUCACUGAUUCCAUGUUCAAAAUGGGAGAUUCGCCAAUGAGAACAGGGGCAAAUGGCCUAGGCGGCUCGGCCGAAAUGCCGGGUGCGCUUUCGCCGUUUAGCAGCAUGUUUGGACAGAUGCCGGAUACGCAGGUCAAUCUUGAUUGGGAUGCUUGGGACACAUACAUCCAAAACCCUACCUUUGACACAUCAAAUCAAUUCUGGCCUAUGAUCGAUACACAGCGCCCACAGAUUCCACCGUCUGGAAGCAUGUCACAAACUUCGAUAUCCAGUCCCCUCGCCUCGACGCGGGUAUCAUCAGUGUCUAGUGCUCUCCCGCGACUACCUACGAUGUUCUCACCACCAUCCAGCAGUCCGGACAGUGCAGGUGUGCCACUAACAGCGCAUUGCUUCCGCCGGGCCGUUUCUCGGCUUCAAUUGUCCUCAGUCGUUGCCACUUCAUCAAAUAUCACUUCUCGUGCAGUGUUGCGCUCAACAUGUCCCACUUCGAUGCUCGCCGCUUCGCGUAUCGCCUAUCCAUCAAUCACCCAGGCACGAUGGAACUCCACCGAAGACGGUGAACAAAAGGCUCCAGUCCGAUACGUUGAAUCCGUCACACCAGAGGGAUUGCGCCUGGAGAAGCAGGAGCGCCGACGCCAAUAUGUGAGCGAAGGCCCCGUGCCUAAGACCACUCUGUACGUCGGUAAUCUCUUCUUCGACGUUACCGCCGAGGACCUGCGCAAGCAGUUUGAGAAAUUCGGCGCCGUGGAGAAUGCACUGAUCGUGCACGAUGCUCGCGGACUGAGCAAAGGUUUCGGCUACAUUACAUUCAGCACCGUCGAGGAAGCCACAAGCGCCAUCACGCAGCAGCACGGCGGCAUCCUCGAAGGCCGCGAGGUGGUCGUCCAGUUCGCCAACACCACAUACAAGUCCCAGGCCGACCGCAAGCCCAGCAAGACCCUCUUCAUCGGCAACAUCCCCUACGAGUUGACAGACCAGGAUCUGCAGGAGCUGUUUGAGGACAUCCCCGAUGUUACCGAUAUCCGUAUUCCCGUCGACCGUCGCACGGGCUUGCCCCGUGGAUUCGGACACGUCGAUUUCGCCAACCAGAACAGCGCUACCCACGCUAAGGAGGUCCUCGCCCGCAAGGCGCCUUACGGCCGCAAGUUGAAUGUCAGCUUUGCUAAGCGCAAGGUGCUCUCGCCUGAGGACCACGAGCGCCACCAGCAGAAGAAGCUGGCUAAGAAGCACCAGGUCCAGCAACAGCGCAACAGUGAGGCGGGUUCGGGCGUCAGGGAGGUCAGGGAGGUGAGAGAGGUUGGGGAGAUUUCCCAAAAGGAGUAG
Penicillium paradoxum is the source of this 3462-nucleotide messenger RNA. RefSeq lists its product as uncharacterized. The transcript has 9 exons. The coding region runs from base 1 to 3462 and encodes 1153 amino acids. The record is from RefSeq and is a predicted model, not a curated record. Lineage: Eukaryota; Fungi; Ascomycota; Eurotiomycetes; Eurotiales; Aspergillaceae. Gene Ontology annotation, biological process: DNA-templated transcription; regulation of transcription by RNA polymerase II. Gene Ontology annotation, cellular component: nucleus. Gene Ontology annotation, molecular function: RNA binding; RNA polymerase II cis-regulatory region sequence-specific DNA binding; DNA-binding transcription activator activity, RNA polymerase II-specific.